This is a messenger RNA of Colossoma macropomum (tambaqui), 2923 nucleotides long. RefSeq names its product zinc finger protein 385A-like. Bases 465 to 1160 code for a protein of 231 amino acids. Gene Ontology annotation, cellular component: nucleus. NCBI's taxonomy places the organism in Eukaryota, Metazoa, Chordata, Actinopteri, Characiformes, Serrasalmidae. Gene Ontology annotation, molecular function: nucleic acid binding; zinc ion binding. The transcript has 6 exons. The record is from RefSeq and is a predicted model, not a curated record.
GAGAGAAAGAGAGAGAGAGAGAGAGAGAGAGAGAGAGAGAAAUGUUUGCUGAUUGUCUGUUCUUGAGUUGAACUGUAUUGUUAGAAAUACCACUGGAUUUUCCUAGCUGUGUGAUGUGGAUGUGCAGUGUAGUGAUGCAGUGCCUCCUCUCUCUGCUGUCGGAGAACUCCCUGGCUCCAUAACACAUAAUCCUAAACUAAAGAGAAGUAGUGCCGUGAAGAAGUGAGUCUGAACAGAAGAAGGGAAGAGGUGAAGAGGUUCCCAACUUCAGCCUCUUCAGAUGGACUGUGCUCGGAAGGCUGUACAGAAUCAUUUUUUUUUGGCUUUAAACUCCAUCUGUUAUAUUCUGGAGCCUGCGCCACACCUUACCUCAGCUCACAGAUACCAUCCAACUCCUAAUACACUCCCAAUCAACUCUAAACACUCCAGACUCCGUUACGUGUAAAAGCACCCCUCCCUCUACUAUGGGCACUCCCACAUCUAUGGUACAUGGUAGCCACAGCAGUGCCAGUGGUCAGGUGGAGUGUGUUGUGGAGACGCCACGUGCUUCUCCAGCUCUAAACACUGACCAGUCUGAGGAAGGCAAAGCCAACACACGGCUCUUCUGCUAUCUCUGCAAAAUAGCCGUUAACUCGCCAUCCCAGCUAGAGGAACACAACAGAGGCACUAAGCACAAGACCAUUCUGGAGGCGCGCAGUGGUCUGGGCCCCAUAAAGGCUUACCCUCGCCUGUACUUCUCCUCUAACCCAGGCCACAGUGCUCAGGAACGCACAUUUCACUGUGAGAUCUGCAACGUCCGAGUAAAUUCAGAACCCCAGCUCAAACAGCAUAUAUCCAGCAGGAGACACAGAGAUGCAGUAGCAGGGAAGUCAAACCCACUAGUAGGCCAUCACAAGAGCCUCGGCUCAGCAGAGCUCAUGUACACUCUGUUAUCCCAUAAGGAUUUGCCCAAUUCAUUCAAUUAUGGCCUCUUACCCAAUACCAUGGCAGUUGCUGCAGCAGCCACUUCAUCCAAUCAGCUUGUACUCUGUACUGCUGGACCCUCACCACACCUGUAUCUCCCCAUCAUCCACACCACACAGUUUAAUCCAACUCUCCUACGACCUGCCCUCAGGUCCAUUUAUUCUUCCCAUAAGCCAGUCUUUUUCUCUCCUUAUUGAUGGACACCUGAGACAAAUCAUUACCUAUAAUUUUCAAAUCAUGUCACAGAGAGAGAGAACAUUACAGAGGAUCUCCUAGUGUGCAUCUGUGCUGAGCAUGUUCAUGGAGAGAGGGCUGGAGGAACACGACUGUGCCACUCAGGGCUGGCUGUAGACUUUUGAGAGCCCUAAGCAGGACUUUGUGGGGCUACACAUUUUAAACAAUCUAAAAAAUAAAAGCAGAGAGAAUAUAUUUUUAAGCAAAUAUUGUAAUGUCACAACAGUUAGCUUCCUAGUUGAUGUACUGUAUAAUUAGAGGUUGACGCUAAUAACAGUGACUACCAAAGCAGUCUAAAUUAUAUACAUUUAUAACUGGCUAAUCUGUGUAUUACUGAUGAUUGGAUGCUACCGCAGAGGGUACAAUAAGCUACGAUUUAAUUUACAGAUAACUUGCUCAGUCUUCUCUGUCCAGGAUUUCCUGCUUAGCCAGCUAACUUUAAGCUUUGUUGGAUCUAACCCUGGAAUUUCUGUUGGGAUACAUCACCAUGGCAACAUAUGCUGCUUGCCUAUCCUGCACCAAGGACAUUCGUACUAACAAAGUGGAGACAGUUUUGCCUUUUACUAUUAUAAAAGCUUUAAUUAAUACAUAUUUGCAUAGUAUGAUUUUUUUUCCUUCAUUGGUGGCAUAACAUUAAUGCUUCAAAUCAAGUAAACAAAGAAACAAACAAAAAACAUAACUUUCCUGCAUUUUCUCUUUUUCAAAAGUAACCUAAGCAACCAUGUAUGGCACUUAUUAGGUGGAGCCAGCAUUAGUGCUGCCACCUCUAAAUUAGCAUUAUCGCAACAAAUAGACAACACAACACAAAAUUCAAUGACCCGAUCACAUACAUUAGAUACUGCAGCACUAACAUACUCAUAUGCAAUUCAUGCCACAAUACACAAAUCUCUGUAUAAUCACUCCUGUAAUGAGGUUGCAAGUUUUUUAUACCAAGGACUUUAUUCCAGUACUUUGCAGUAUCAGUGCCACAACUGUAUGUAGCUGUUAAAGCAGAUAAAGCAGAUGAGUUGUUAGAAUAGAAUUUUCUUUGCUCUGCCCUGUGAUCACAUCAUGAGCUUAAUACACCCCUUUUCUCUUCUUGACAGGAACAAGAAGAAUAAAAAUAGGAUUUAUUCAGGUCUAGGCCACCCGUUCAUAAAAUGCUACAGUAAUAUUGGCUAAUGUUUUCUACCUACUGCUUCAUGCUAAAGACCUUGUUGGCUUGCCAGAUUUGCUACUUAGCUAACUGUACCAGCAGCAGACAUGUUACAUCUCAUUAUUUCACUGGUUUUGAUAAAUCAGUCUUCUACACCAUUUAAUCCAGAUCUUAUGCCUCUCCUCUCAUGUUGGUGAGAAAUGGGUACAAAUUCACUCCUCUCUCCAAACCUUUGGGAUAUUGGAUAUAUUGCUGCAUGACAUCAUCCUGUGGUGCAUUAUAUAUGAGCCAUGAAUGAGAUACCCAAGAGAAGAGUAAGGAAAGUGGAUGCUUAUGAUUGACUUUUAAAGCCAUCAUGAUUCUCUGUGCAAACGUUCCAACUUCUCUAUCCCUUCAGGUCAGAUGAACAAAUGAUUUGAACUCACUGAACUUAAUAAUAGCUGUGGUAAUGGCAAAGCUCCAAACAUCCUCUAGUAGUUUAUUCAUUCCUGAAACACUUGUGGUUUGUUCAUUUUUUUUUCUUUCUCACUUUUAUUUCAACUGAUUAAGUGUUGUUGAAAGUGAAAUUAAAUCUGCUUUGGUUUGUAUACA